UUCUAAUAUUUUUGUUGGCUGCUUGUUUUCCACAAAAUAAUUGUGUGUUUAUUGUGUUCAUUUCUAGGAAUUGAAGUCAUUGAUCGUAAUAUGAAGUGUACUAUACCUGAAAUAUCAUGGCACAAUCGGGAGCCCGUUUUGAGUGUUCAUAUUCAACCUGUUUCUGAAAAAUUUUAUAGGUUAGCAACUGGUGGUGCCGAUUGUCAUGUUUUGAUUUGGCAACUAACAAUAAACGAAAACGGUAGUGUUAAAAUUGAAGCUUUAUCUGAUUUAACAAGACACCAAAGGGCUGUUAAUUCAGUUCGGUGGUCACCAGGGGGGCAGUAUCUUGCGACAGCUGAUGACGACGCAAAUAUCAUUAUUUGGCAACUUAAAACCGACAAUAUCCCUUUGUUGGAAGGAGAAACCAAUGAUAAGGAAACAUGGAUAGUGCAUAAAAUUAUGCGAGGACACAAAGAAGACAUUUACGAUUUGUGUUGGUCACCUGAUGGUUUAAAACUACUUUCUGGAUCUAUAGAUAACACCGCAAUUUUGUGGGACUUUCAAAAAGGCAAAAAUGAACAGAUUUUAACAGAUCACAAAGGGUUUGUCCAGGGCGUUUCUUGGGAUCCUAGGGGUCAGUUUUUGGCAACAAUCAGUACUGAUAGAAUUUGUCGUAUUUUUGAAAACACUGGUAAACAAGUGAAAGCUAGAAUGCAUAAAGGAUUAUUACCAGUACCAGAAGAUCAUUACCUUCACAACAAGGACGUAAAAUUUUUUCAUGACGACACUUUCAAGUCAUUUUUCAGAAGACUGGAUUUUUCUCCUGAUGGUUCACUACUAGCUGUUCCUUCAGGUCGCAUUGAAAUUGAAGACUGUAAAAAGAUUCUCAACUGUACUUUGGUUUUUGCAGUAGAUAACUGGGGAGGUCCAGUUUUUUUGUUUCCAUCAGGAAAACAGUGUAGUACAGUAGUCCGUUUCUGUCCAAUUCUUUUUGAACUACAAGAAGAUGGCCCUGAUUCAUUAGUGUCCUUACCCUACAGAAUGAUCGUAGCGAUCGGAACUGACCAUGAUAUAAUUUUGUAUGACACUCAACAGCAGAUGCCUUUUGCUUAUUUCAAAGACAUCCACUAUACAAGAUUAACAGAUUUGACUUGGUCUAAAGAUGGCCAAUUGUUAGUUGCAUCCUCAACGGAUGGAUUUUGCGCUCUUAUCACUUUCGAACCUAAUGAAUUAGGAGUGGAGUAUAUUAAAGAAGAGGAAGUUGAGGAAAGUGUGUUAGAUAUUAGUGGAUGUGAGGAAUUACCGGAUGAUGAUAAGAAUCUUGAUGUUAACAAACCGAAAAAAUUAAAUUUGUUGGAACAAUGGGCAAUCAAGACGCCCAAGAAGGGAAAAAAAGGAAUUUCUGAUAGUGAUAAGAAAAAUGAAGAUACAAGUAAAAGAAAACUUGAAGAACCAAACAGAUUGAUCCCAAAACGAAUAAAACCGAUUCCUGUCAAGGAUGAAAAUGUUCAAAACCAAAAAAAUGACACUCCUUUAGCUACCAGCAACAGAAAUGAACGUUCCACGCCUAAAGCUAGCCCACUUUUAAAUUUUCUCAAACCUAUCACGAAAGAAAAAAUAAUUGAAUCACCAGUUUUAGACCCUAAAAAAUCAACAGUAGUUUUAACUUUAGACGAAUUAGAAGCUAGAGACGGUUGGCACUGUGACAAAGAUGAGAAUAAAAAUGCAGAACCUACAGUACGCAAUGAUGAGUGCACAGAAGACUUCAGUUUACAUUUAGAAGACACAAAUAGUAAAAAUUGUGUUCAAGGGAAUAAGAAGCCUAAUGAUGACAAGAAAGAAGUCACUGAAAAUUGUGUUUCGAAAAUUGUUGAUGUCUCUACAGAUAACACCGCCUCCACUAACGAUGCAGAAAAUAAAAUAGUAUCAAACACAGAAGACAUAAUAAAUAAACCCCCAAGACGAAUUCCAUUAAUCACGUUGUCAAGUCCUAAAACUAAGAAAAAAUAGAUCUGAUUAUGUUACGUUUUGUAAAUUUUAUUUCGCUUUUUAACUUCUCGUUUUAUUAUUUAUCAAGUGAUGUCAAUAAAAAAAAGUAUUAUUUUGA
Molecule: messenger RNA, 2089 nt
Organism: Tribolium madens (black flour beetle)
Lineage: Eukaryota; Metazoa; Arthropoda; Insecta; Coleoptera; Tenebrionidae
Gene: Caf1-105
Product: chromatin assembly factor 1 subunit B
Exons: 5
Coding region: 91-1992 (633 amino acids)
Biological process (GO): nucleosome assembly; DNA replication-dependent chromatin assembly
Cellular component (GO): CAF-1 complex; nucleus
Molecular function (GO): protein binding
Source: RefSeq, a predicted model, not a curated record